CAGGCUCGCGCGCUCGCCCCUUCCCGCCCCGGCCCCGCCCGCGCGCCAGGUUUGAAGACUCGAUCCCUCCAGCCGCAGAGGACCCACGGGUUUCCGCCCACGGCGAGCGUUUCUGCAGUCUUUUAGGGGGAUUCUGUUUUUCUCUCCCGGGAGUGCUGUCAUUUGCCAUAAUGGCUAGAAAUCAUACAUGGGAUAGGAUUUAGUCUCCCCAUACUUCUGAAUCAAUGAAGAGAAAAUGGGAAGCAAAACUGAAGCAAAUUGAAGAACGAGCAUCCUAUUAUGAGAGGAAACCAUUAUCCUCAGUGUACAGACCAAGAUUGUCCAAGCCAGAAGAACCACCAUCCAUUUGGAAACUAUUUCAUCGGCAAACUCAAGCUUUUAAUUUUGUUAAAAGCUGUAAAGAGGAUGUUCAUGUAUUUGCUUUGGAAUGCAAAGUGGGUGAUGGACAACGUACUUACCUCGUAACAACCUAUGCUCAACUUUGGUUUUACUAUAAAUCCCGAAGAAAUCUAUUACACUGCUAUGAAGUCAUUCCUGAAAAUGCUGUGUGCAAGCUUUAUUUCGAUUUGGAAUUUAACAGACUUGCCAAUCCAGGAGCUGAUGGGAAAAAGAUGGUUGCAUUACUUAUUGAGCAUGUUUGUAAAGCACUUCAAGAGUUUUACAGGGUUAGUUGUUCAGCGGAAGAUGUUCUCAACUUGGAUUCUAGCACUGAUGAAAAAUUUAGCCGCCAUUUAAUAUUUCAACUCCAUGAUGUGGCAUUUAAAGAUAAUAUUCAUGUUGGUAAUUUUGUGAGAAAAAUUUUACAGCCUGCUUUUCACUUAAUUGCUAGUGAAGAUGAUAUGACUCCAGAGACAACGGGCCGUGAAUUUUCCCUCUUUUCUGAAACACCAGUUAAGCAAGGAAUUUCCUUUAGCAAAAUGUCCACAGAUAAAGAUAUAGAGGAGAGCUGGACAUCGAAUUCAAAGAAACUGGAGAGACUAGGGUCAGCUAAGCAGAGCAGUCCUGAUCUUUCAUUUUUAAUUGUGAAGAAUAACAUAGGAGAAAAGCAUCUUUUUGUAGAUCUAGGAGUUUAUACAAGAAAUAGAAACUUUCGACUGUAUAAAUCAUCAAAAAUAGGAAAGUAUGUGGCUUUGGAGAUUGCUGAAGAUAACAGAUUUUAUCCUAUACAGUUGAAGAAUAUUUCCAAAGAAAAUCAAUAUUUCCUCUCUUCUUUGGUCAGCAAUGUCAGAUUCUCAGAUACUUUACGAAUUCUGACAUAUGACAUACCUCAGAAUAAACAAAAACGACUUGAGUAUUUUAACCAUACCAGUACUUCAGAAGGAAGGCUGACUACAGGGAGACUAAAGCUACAACUGGUAAAGAAGCAGCAGCUACUUACAUACAAGAUAAUAGAAACCAUUGAAGGUUUUCAGUGUUCACCUUACCCUGAGAUUGAUCAAUUUGUUCUCUCAUUGGUGAAUAAAAAUGGAAUUAAAGGAGGAAUUCGGCGUUGGAACUACUUUUUCCCAGAAGAGUUAUUGGUUUAUGAUAUUUGUAAAUACCGCUGGUGUGAAAACAUUGGAAGAGCCCACAAGAGUAAUAAUAUCAUGAUUUUGGUUGACUUGAAAAAUGAAGUUUGGUAUCAAAAAUGUCAUGACCCUGUAUGUAAAGCAGAAAACUUCAAAUCUGACUGUUUCCCAUUACCUACUGAAGUAUGUCUCCUGUUUCUUCUCAAAGAGGAAGAGUUUACAACAGAUAAAGCAACAAACAAUGAAAGCAAGAAUCCUCAUGAACCAUCAUCUAGUGAGUCAUCAAAAGGUACAUUUUCUGAUGCUGACUGGGAUAAUGGCAUUGAUGAUGCUUAUAUUUUGGAGGCUACAGAAGAUGCUGAAUUAAUAGAAGCUGCAGAGAACAGUCUUCUCAGUUAUAAUGGAAUGGAUGAAAUUCCUGAUGAACUAAUUAUGGAAGUAUUACAAGAGUAG
Molecule: messenger RNA, 1961 nt
Organism: Hippopotamus amphibius kiboko
Lineage: Eukaryota; Metazoa; Chordata; Mammalia; Artiodactyla; Hippopotamidae
Gene: PRIMPOL
Product: primase and DNA directed polymerase
Exons: 15
Coding region: 225-1961 (578 amino acids)
Biological process (GO): mitochondrial DNA replication; error-prone translesion synthesis; response to UV
Cellular component (GO): nucleus; mitochondrial matrix
Molecular function (GO): DNA-directed DNA polymerase activity; chromatin binding
Source: RefSeq, a predicted model, not a curated record